Periconia digitata is the source of this 2664-nucleotide messenger RNA. The record is from the annotation of a GenBank genome assembly. Lineage: Eukaryota; Fungi; Ascomycota; Dothideomycetes; Pleosporales; Periconiaceae.
GUAACAAUGCUUCGCUCAUUGUAUCUUGUAUAUUGGUGUAUAGCCUCGCUUCUUCCCUUGGUAGUCUUCUGCGAUGCGUAUCAGCACGACCGCCUAGCAGUUGCACUAGAAAAGCGUCAAGAGAAUGCGUCCGCGCCGCUGUCUUUUGGCAGCUCGUGGCAGGUCUUGGCUACUUGGGGAGCCGAUCCACUCGAGUAUGUAGGCGGCUUCCGCUCACUUCAUUACGAUCCCAGUGCUCUGUUCAGGAGCUCUUUGCCUGCCAAUGGAUCCGCAAAGUGGAACAUCUCAGAGGCAUCACAAACUUCCCAGUCCUCGGAAGCUGCCAAUGCCACCCUCAGCAUCUCCCAUUCCAAUGUCAAUUGGGAUUUCCUGAAAAUCGUCUAUGGAUGGGCGGCUGUGCAAUACCAGUCUUGGGCUCGUGGAACCCUGACUGUCACCGGAGACCAGGUCCAGCAUGUAAUCCUCUACACCGAUGCUGUGCUCGAAUUUUGGGUCGACGACACUCACUACUUUGGAGGUGACUUCUUUACCUUUCGAAAUGCACCACCGGUUCUACAUCUAGCACCAGGAGACCAUCAGAUUGAUCUUCGUCUUGUUCGAGACGUAAGAGCUUUUGGUGGCAUUCUGGCACCUACAAUUGACGUGAUCAUCCAUGCUGAACGCGUGAAGGGAUCUCUGGAACUGGUCAAGCCUGGGAUCCUCGUGUCCGACGUCGUGGGCGGUAGAUUGGCUUCUCCUGUAGGCUCGAUAGUCCUCCGAAAUAGCGGCGAACAAGCUGUCGAGGUCAUCGGCAUUCAACCUUCACACACUCAAUCACCGUCUAAUGAUUCACUCGGUAUAGUAAUAGCAGCUGGACAAACUAGGCCAGUGGCGUUCAACGUCUCCUUGCCCUCUGCUAAUGUUUCCUCACUGUCUUACUUUAUCACCUACAAGACUGAAGGUGAAGAUGGUUCUUCUACUUUGGAAACCACCCAGAAUUUGACAACGACUUCCAUUUACGAGCCGCAUAAGAUUACUUAUCUACAUCCGGCCGGCAUGGCUUCUUAUACCAUGCUCAGACCACCUGCGGGAAAUAUUUCGUGUGCCUCCGAAAACGAUUCUGGCCUGCCUGUUCUCCUCGGUCUACAUGGGGCAGGGCUAGAAGCCGACAAUGAUCAGGUCUCUCAUGCCCUAGAUUCGGUUCCAGACUUAUGCGCCUGGGUCAUGUUCCCAACCGGUGUUACACCUUGGAGUGGGGAUGAUUGGCAUAAUUGGGGUUUCGCCGACGUUGAAGCUGCAGUGAACAGCAUAUCUACAUGGAUUGAUUUUGUUGGGUGGCACGGUCCUGGCGUGAAUACAGAACGAUGGAUUGUUUCAGGACAUUCAAAUGGUGGGCAGGGCACUUGGUACGCCCUCACUCAUAGGCCAGAUAAGGUUCUUGCCGCCGCACCUGUUUCUGGAUAUGCAUCCAUACAGAAGUAUGUCCCAUACGAAUUAUGGCAGCCGGCAGACCCGCGACGUACUGCUGUAGUCAGCGCUUCUCUCAACAGCUACCGUCACGAGAUGCUCAUGCCCAACGCUCGCGGCAUCCCGAUUCAGCAGCAGCAUGGUGAAAUAGACGACAAUGUCCCAGCAUACAAUUCACGACUACUUUCGCAACAGCUCUACUUAUCGGGUACGAACUCAAGCUACAACGAAGUACCUGGUCAAAACCAUUGGUGGGAGACCGUAAUGACGACUCCACAGCUAGUGGACUUUUAUUACACCCAAACAAAAAGUAACGCCUCUCUUCCAAGGAAACUAGACGAAUUUGAAAUGGUGGUAGGAGACCCAGGAGACAUGGGGUCCAAAGGAGGCCUUCGAGUCCUCUCCUUAGAAGAUCCAGGACAAUAUGGACGGGUGCACGUCAAAGGCCACACCAUAACUACUUCGAACGUUUUAAGCCUGGAAUUUGAUCCUAUAGUUCUCGGAACACAAUCACUUACAGUCGACGGCUCGAAUGUAGCUCUUGGUAAGGAUACAGCAGAGAGCAGUGGUGGUAGCUCCAUCACCAUUCACAAACAGAACAACGAAUGGCACUCUCUCUCACAGCAGUCCACCAACGAGGAUAUAGUGCGUUCUGGUAGGCAAUUGGGUGCCAUGACAGCCAUACUACGUAGUCAAGGGCCAUUCACCAUUCAACACCAGGACAGUAAUGGCACCACGUCGAUUGCGCUGCAGGUAUCUCGCAAUUUGUAUCAAUACUUCCAUGCCGACGCCUUCAUCCAGUCAGCUGCAGCAUCUAGGAAGACGAACAGCACCACUGGCAACUUGAUAACGAUUGUUCUCAACUCGACUCUGUCGGAAGGUGUCCAUCCCGAUUUUCCAAUUACCCCGAGUCCGGGCGUUAUCAGCAUACGCGACGGAAGAGGAGGCAAGCAUGCCUAUGGGAAUAGCGGCGCCCCAUCGAUUGGUGCAGCGUUCUUGCGGCCGUUGGAAGACGAAAGGCUGGAACUCGUGAUCUGGGGUAGCAAUGAAGAUGGUCUGCGGCAAGCAGCGAGGAUGGUACCCAUGGUGACAGGAGUAGGGCAACCUGACUUCGUAGUCCUCGGAGCAGAGGCAAGGUGGAAGGGCGUCGAUGGUGCAUUGGCAUUGGGAUUCUUGGACAGGCAAUGGGAAGUGACUGCGUCGUCGUUCCUCUCGUAG